GCAACGGUGGGAGAGGGGAAAAUUGGUUUCCUGCAUGGGACUAGCCCUGAGAUGCAGCCGACGUAGAUCGCCGCAGCAUGGCAUGAAUAUGGGAUUCUCUGCGCGGCUGUGUGAACGCUAGGACGGGGUGAUUAAGGCAGCGGUAGCAUGGCACUGCAUGGUGGUGAAAGGGUGAGACCGAACAAUGUAGACGAUGAGAGGCGCGACUUGCGUUAUGCAGGGGCUGGGGAUAAUGUCUCGCCCUUCCUGAGUAGUACGAGAGCGGCCCUGGGCUGCCCGAUGAGAUGACGAUGGAUGCUGGGCUUCUUGAGGCCCAAAGCUUAUAACGUUGGAGAGGAUGUGCGUCAUGGUUUCCAAAAAAGGGGGACGAUGAAGAUAGAUCAUGCAAUGCCACGACGAUGCGCGAGGGGGGAAAGCGGAAAGUCACCACCGAUCAUGACGAGUCUGGCUAGCCCAGACACAGGCACAGGCACACAGGCACACAUUCUCUCUCUCUCUCUCCUCCCCCGCCCUUUUUGUCUGUCCUUCUUACAUAUUAGGUCGUAUAAUACGAGCUUCCGAGCAGCGUCCGGGAGCGUAGGAGAAGCUCCUCGCCGACUAUCGUUGUCAAUCCCUUGGCCUCAAUCAUGGCCGAGGAGAGGGAGCACGGGUUCCGGCCGGAAAUCCGAGACAUGCAGAGAGCGCGACGCGCUUUGGGGCUCACGUUCCGUCACGAAUCGCGUUGCGUGGCUUGUCAUUGACCACUGGAAAGAGAUUGAGGGAAGGGUGCGGCAGGACGAGUGGCAGGCAAAGCCAGAGACGCCCAAAAAUUUACUUAUGCGUAUUCCCCGUAUGAACGGGAUGGCUGGUGAGACGAGGGGCUAAUGGGCAGCGUUGUUUUGCAAGUCUCGGGCUACGGCGGCGGCGGUUUUGCUACCAUGGCGGGAAGGCUUGCCAGAACCGCACCACUCAGGUCGUGCGCGGGCGCGGGUGGUGGAGGAAUUGACUACAGGCGGCUGACACUUAUGUGCGCCAGCCAGGUUCGGGCCAUGGAGGAUGGAACGGCUAGAUAUAUGGUUAGUAGAGGAGCUCUUGGUGGUGCCGGACGCUUGAUGGCUAUGGCGU
Messenger RNA from Colletotrichum navitas, 1104 nucleotides. RefSeq lists its product as uncharacterized. NCBI's taxonomy places the organism in Eukaryota, Fungi, Ascomycota, Sordariomycetes, Glomerellales, Glomerellaceae. Bases 295 to 864 code for a protein of 189 amino acids. The record is from RefSeq and is a predicted model, not a curated record. The transcript is spliced from 2 exons.